This is a messenger RNA of Hydra vulgaris (swiftwater hydra), 1137 nucleotides long. NCBI's taxonomy places the organism in Eukaryota, Metazoa, Cnidaria, Hydrozoa, Anthoathecata, Hydridae. The record is from RefSeq and is a predicted model, not a curated record.
UAUUUGUUGUUUCAUUUUUAUUUGUUUGUUAAUUAGUCAAAAGUAAAUUUUUAAAAAAGGCAGGCGGGUAUUUCAGGCACACCCUUUAGUAUGUCCGUAAAAAAUGCUUAUAUAAAACAAGUAUUGUUGAAAACCCUUACCCAUACCCUUACCAAAUCUCAACCCUGAAAGUUAGGGUUACGCUCUGGGUUUGGUUUGCGUUCCUUGUAUGUUACCGCAGGGCCUCAUGUGGUGCCUUACACUACUAAUGCAAUUAUUGAUCAAUAAUACAAAAUGCGUUUAUUGAUUUCACUAUCAUUAUACAUUUUCAUCAUCCAAAAGAUAGUAUCAUAUUGCAAUAUCUGUGACACCAAAAGUAUCAUUAAUAUGGGCAAUCAUAAGGUUGUUACAGGUUGCAUAAAAUGCUUUAGAUAUGUUCAGAAACUGGUGGUAAAAGCACCAAGAACAACAGCAAAUUAUUGCCUAACUUAUAGAUCUUAUUUCUGACUAACUAUAAUGAUAUCAUUAACACCGAACUAAAUAAUUCAACAAUAAAUCAUUUAAUGUUUUAUAUAAUUAAUUUUAUUUUCUUGUAUUAUUUAUUUAGAAUUAUAUAGACUAUUGUAUGAAACGUUUAAUGUAAAUAUUACUCACUAUAUAUUAAUAUAUGGAAUAAUUCUUUAGAAUCCAAUAAUUAAGCUGAGAUGUCGUCAGAAGAGUCAGAGCCAACUCGCUCAAGAUCACGUGGAUCAAAUAAAAAAUUGAAGAAAAGGGAAGAGGUUUCGUCGUCAGAAGAAUCGGAGCCGACUCGAUCAAGAUCUAGUGGAUCAAAGAAAACUGUAGAAAAAAUGCUGCUUCAGUUAAUGGAACUGCAAAAAGAUACCUUACUACGUGUGAAGCAAUUAGAAGAAGAUAAAGAUACAGUAACGUUUUCUUCACAAGCCACAAACGAUUUGUCCUACGAUGGCUAUCGUAUUUACCGUCGACGGCAUCGUGGGCCCACUUCCUACAGCUCCUACAGGAAGUGGGUCAACAAUAACGGAGUUGACAACUCCUCUUUUAAUUGGAAGGGAAGAAUGAGAGGAGGCGGCAGAGGUCGAGGUGGGUGGCAUAAUCAUAAAAAUUUUAACUUAUUUAAACUUUAAAUAUAUUGUAAAU